UUAACCACUACUCAUGUUUUAGGUAAUAAAAACUCCUUUUAAGAGAAAGGGGAUCAAAUUUACUGAAAACUACAUGAAAAAUCUAAAUAUAAGAAGCAAAUUAAAAGAUAAGCAGUAAAAUAUAAUUAAAAGAAGCAGGAGAAUAGAAACAAAAUGUAAAUUGGUGACACAAAAAUAUAACAUUGUGUGUCAUCAGCAUAGACGUCGAGAUUUGAAAAAGCUGAAUAAAUAUACACACCUUGAUUUUUCUCAUCGUCUGAAAUUAAAUCAGACCAAACCUGUUCUGUUUCAGGUCAGUCAGAAUUACAAAAAAAAUAUUUCCAUUUGCUAAAUGCAACAAUAGUGAGAGAUUUAUUUAUUCAAAUCAGAAGUUGUCAAACCAGAAAGCAUCGUGUUGCAGGAGUGGCCUUUAAAUAUGUCCAUAAUCUCAUCUUUACCUCAUUGGUAAAGAGGCACUAAUCAUUCUUUAUGUAAACUUUGGAUUUUAAAGAUAUUCAUAAAUAAAUUUGUCAUAUUCUCUCAUUAUUGUGAUAUAACUGAUCUUAAACGAGAGAAAUUGGGUCUGAUUUAACUUCAGACAGAGAGAAAUGUAUGCAAACUUUUGGUUUUGUUGUAGUCUUUGUUGUGAGAUGGACUACAACUGUGAAAUUAAAGGGCACCAAGAUGGGAGCCUUGAGGAGCCCCACAAGGAAACCUUAUGUGCUCAAAUUUACAGGAAAUGUUGGCCUGGGAUGUUUUUUUUGUUUAACAAUUUAUUGUGUGAACAAGUGUGAUUUUAAAUACGUUCCAUAGACUUAUCCUAAUCUCUUCAAGGACUUAUAAUAUUUCAUCUGCAACAAUUACUGUGCAUAAGGACCUCUUACAUGUUAUUGUUUACAUCUGGAAAUGUCACAUGCUCACAACGCUGGAGGGCAAAAAGACGAUUCUUUUACUUGCCAUCCAUUACAGCCAGGCUGCUGCAGUAACACUGACGUUAGCUGUGUGGAUGGCCUUCUUCCUUAUUUUGUAACUGAACCAAACACACUGAAUUCCACAUCACAUCUACAUGUUAAGAUCGUCAUAGUCAAGCUAGCAUCAGACUUACUUCCCUCUCUCUCUCUCUCUCUCGCUAUUUUUCCAUCAUUUAAACCCUUUUCCUGAUCUUGUUAUCUAGCUGUCAUAGUGUUGAUAAUUAGUAGCAAAUCGUUGCGUCCCUUUUGCUUUAUGUGUCACACAAACAUUUAAGAUUUUGUGCGUUAUGUUGACAACAGCUGAAACCAAUGCUAGCCAUCAUCAGUGAGUAGCUUUUUGCCCAGGGAGAUAGGGCCCACAUUGAAGGGGUAUAUUGUAAUAAGUCUGUGGUUCUUAACCUGGGUUCGAUCAAAUAUUUUAUUUCGAAUAUUUGAUCUCGUUUUUAUUUAUAUAUUUUAUUUGUCGCUGCAGAAGGGUUUAGUGAAUGCUCAUAUGAAACUGGUGGGUUCGGUACCUCAAAAAAGGUUAAGACACUGUUAUAAGUGAUCAAACUUUUCCUUCAAUGAGGUUCCCAGCGCUGGUCACAUUAGUUUUAGGUGUUUUACUGAUUGCUCACCUUGAAACUUGCAGGUCAGCACUGCAUUAAGGACACCUUGUUGUGUUUGUGUACAAACACUUCCCAGCCAAUAGCUGCUGAGGUUGGUGGUAUCGGCUACCCUCAUGUUUCUGCUCACAUAAGAACCUUUACAGUCCAGCCUGCGACAUUUCCUCUGUUUUCUCGUUGAGUUUGGCGUGUCGCAGCAAGGCAGGAAGAUGGUUUCCCAGGGCAUUCAGAUCACCGGCAUAGUCAUAGCCACGAUCGGCUGGCUGCUGGACAUCGUGGUGUGCGGGCUGCCCAUGUGGAGGGUGUCAGCCUUCGUGGGCGCCAACAUCAUCACGGCUCAGACCAUCUGGGAGGGCUUGUGGAUGAGCUGCGUGGUGCAGAGCACGGGCCAGAUGCAGUGCAAGGUCUACGACUCCAUGCUGGCGCUGGAGCAGGACCUGCAGGCGGCCCGCGCCAUGAUCGUCGUCUCCGUCUUGUUGGGGAUCUUGGGGGUGUUCAUGGCCAUCGCUGGGGGAAAGUGCACCAACUGCAUUGAGGACGAGCGAUCCAAGUCGAAGAUCUGCAUCGUUUCUGGAGUUCUGUUCAUCCUCGCCGGGCUGCUGUGCCUCAUUCCCGUCUCCUGGUCCGCCAACUCCGUCAUCAACAGGUUCUACAACAUGAUGAUGAUUGGAACGCCUCAAUACGAGUUGGGAGCGUCGCUGUACAUCGGCUGGGCAGCUUCUGCCUUGUACCUGAUGGGAGGGGGGCUACUUUGCUGGAAUUGCCCCGCCGGUGAGGAAGACCAGAACUACGUUUCCAAACCCAGAUUCACCCCAGUGAAGACCGCUUCCACAUCCAGAGAAUACGUAUAAAGUUUCCCUCCUAACACGGACACGAAGGCUCAACACAGCUGACAUGUCGGCUCGUAUUGAUCAUACUGAUGGAUCCACGCAAAGUGUAGAUACUGUUCAAAUUCUCAGCUUUUGGUCGGUUUUAUGAGGAGGUGUGAUUGUGAAACCAAAGGAGUAAAUGAUAAAUAACUGUGGUAAAUGUUAGGUUUAGCUAAACUUAAACAGGCUUUCUUUCAUAAUGAUCACUUUGGAAACAAUCUGUUUGUAAUCCAAGAGAUGAAUAUUUAAUUCCUUUCUAACAUUGUAAGAGAUUUUAUUAAUUAUUAAAUGUUAUUGUGAUGAUUUGUAUUUUUAAAGAAAUUGACCCUAAUAACAGACACAUCUAUGUGUAAAUAAAUGCGUAACGCUUUUUCUUUUACUUUUAAGUUCUUUUUGUUCUCCAUAUACUCAUGUAACUUUACUUGUUUUUGUGUUUGUAAUGUAAAUAAACUCUGUUAAAACUGGAUUAUUACGUUAAAGUUAAAUAAAAUACUACGCAAGUA
Poecilia reticulata (guppy) is the source of this 2927-nucleotide messenger RNA. RefSeq names its product claudin-4-like. The record is from RefSeq and is a predicted model, not a curated record. Lineage: Eukaryota; Metazoa; Chordata; Actinopteri; Cyprinodontiformes; Poeciliidae. Gene Ontology annotation, cellular component: membrane; bicellular tight junction. Gene Ontology annotation, molecular function: structural molecule activity.